AACACUGCCUCUGAUUUAUCAAUAUAAAAAAGAUCCUCUCAGAGGAGGGCACUUUUGUGUGAUGGCAACUUCACUUCUAGGGGAGGAACCGCGGGUAGGCUCCACGCCGCUGGCCAUGCUCGCCGCGACCUGCAACAAGAUCGGCAGCCCCAGCCCCUCGCCGUCAGCCCUCUCGGACAGCGCGUCCUCCUUCGGUAAAGGCUUCCACCCCUGGAAACGCUCCACCUCCUCCUCCUCGGCGGGCAGCUGCGGCGCCGUGGGCUCUGGCCUCCCGGGCUUCGGCGUGACUGGUGCGGCGCGGAACAGCUCCUCGGCGGCGGCGGCAGCGGCAGCGGCGGCCGCUCUGGUCUCGGACUCGUUCAGCUGCGGCGGCUCGCCGGGCUCCAGCGCCUUCUCCCUCACCUCCAGCAGCGCGGCGGCCGCCAGCUCGCCCUUCGCCAACGACUACUCCGUCUUCCAGGCGCCGGGCAGCGCCGGCGGCGGCGGCGGCGGUGGAGGAGGCGGCAGCGGGGCGGCGGGACAGGAGGCGGCUGCGCACCAGCCCGUCUUCAUCUCCAAAGUGCACACGUCGGUGGAGGGGCUGCAGGGCAUCUACCCUCGGGUGGGCAUGGCGCACCCCUACGAGUCCUGGUUCAAGCCCUCGCACCCGGGGCUAGGCGCCGGCGAGGUGGGCUCUGCGGGCGCCUCCAGCUGGUGGGACGUGGGCGCCGGCUGGAUCGACGUACAGAGCCCCAACGGGGCGGCGGCGCUGCCCGGCUCCCUGCACCCGGCGGCCGGCGGGCUUCAGACCUCGCUCCACUCGCCGCUUGGCGGCUACAACUCGGAUUACUCGGGCCUGGGCCACUCGGCCUUUAGCAGCGGCGCCUCCUCGCACCUCCUCAGCCCCGCCGGGCAGCACCUCAUGGACGGAUUUAAACCGGUGCUGCCCGGCUCCUACCCGGACUCGGCCCCCUCGCCGCUGGCCGGCGCCGGGGGCUCCAUGCUAGGCGGCGGCCCCUCAGCGCCUCUGGCCACCUCGCCGCGCUCCUCUGCCCGCCGCUACUCGGGCCGCGCCACCUGCGACUGCCCCAACUGCCAGGAGGCUGAGCGGCUGGGGCCGGCAGGGGCCAGCCUGAGGCGGAAGGGGCUGCACAGCUGCCACAUCCCCGGCUGCGGCAAGGUCUACGGCAAGACCUCGCACCUGAAGGCGCACCUGCGCUGGCACACGGGCGAACGGCCCUUCGUCUGCAACUGGCUCUUCUGCGGCAAGCGUUUCACCCGCUCCGACGAGCUGCAGCGGCACCUGCGGACCCAUACGGGAGAGAAGCGCUUCGCCUGCCCCGUCUGCAACAAGCGCUUCAUGCGCAGCGAUCACCUGAGUAAGCACGUCAAGACCCACAGCGGUCCCGGCGGCGCCGGUGGCCCCGGUGGUGGCGGCCCCGGCGGUGGCCCCGGCCCUGGCGGCAAGAAGGGCAGCGACACCGACAGCGAGCACAGCGCGGCAGGCAGCCCGCCCUGCCACUCUCCGGAGCUGCUGCCGGCCCCCGAGCCCGGCCACCGCAACGGCUUGGAGUAACUUGCGGAGGCUCGGGGCCGCCGUUCCGGCCCCGGCCCGCCGCCUCCCCGGGCGCACAGCCUCGCGGCGGGGACGCGGACACGUAAGUAGCCGGCGAAGCUCCGCAGGGGAGCCCUCAGUCCCCCGCGGCAAUCUCACUGCCCGUCUGGAGCCCCGAACGGGGCGGGCGGUGCAGCCGAGCCCGCGGCGGGGUAGGGGGCUGCUGGGCAAGGGGCUAGAGCCGCGGACACCCGUGGGGAGGCCUGCGCCUCCUCCCCUUCGCCUCGAAAUACCCCCUUCGGGUUGCGUUUAGAGCGGAUAAAACCCACGUUCCCUCCCUCUUUCCCGCUGGAAACCUGUUCUAGCCCCCUCCCUCCACCGCCAGCGCUGGUACAGCAGGGGUGCACUCAAGCAGCAGACGGGAGAGCCGGGGCUGCCCCAGGGCGAGGGCACCGACGGCAGCGCCCGCCGGCCGCAGUCGCUCUCUCCCGCGCCUCCGAGCGCAGCCUCCGAGCUAUCCCCACCUCGUACACCACUUAAAGACCCUCCGCUUCCCAGACGGGAGCGGCAGUGCACCCUCCUUCCUUUCCCCUCUCUCCCCCCACCUUUUAAUUUUAACGCAUCGUUUACCUCCCCUAGCUCAAAUUCAUAUAAUUCCUGUUUGAGCAGGAAUCGCGAAAUACUCUGAAAAUAAUUAGGUUGAAAGUCAUAUAUUUUUAACUCCAACCACAGGAAGAAGCACCGUGGGUUUCAAGUGAAGCUGUAGUUCCAAUGCCAAAAAGGGAGGCUGGGAGGGGGAGGAUAAGAAAACAAACUAUUUGUAAAAUACGUCUGAACCUUUAGGUUUGUACAACUGGGGAAUCGUUUUAGAUUAGCUAACAAUUUAAUACAACUCCACCAGUGUAUCGGUGUGAGGUGCAGUUGUCCAGGAGACGAUUUUGUAUAGUAUUUUUCUUGUAAAUGACUUCCAGUAAAUAUUUGAAAAUAUAUUGAAGUACACUUGAGCUUUUUAAUUUUUGUUUGUUUUUUUCCUUUUUUUUUUUUUUUUUUUUUUUUUCCCUGUCACGAGAAAGCAUUGCUGUCGCAGUCCUGGUUCACUGCAUUCUUUUUCUGGACUCAUUCCUUGAGGCGUACAUAAAAUCGCACUUCAGGAUAUAGGUUUUGCUUGAAUAUUAAUUUAGGUAGUUAUACAACUGUAAUUAAGCAAACUAUUUGAUAAAUGUUGAAUGACAUUUAAUUUAAUGGAGCAUGUACUUAUUUGCAUUUGCUGGCAGUUCAGGUAUAGUUACAGUGAGAGUUCUCCUAUAUUUCAUAAAGUGGGUUUGCCACGACCCAUGUAUUAAAUAAAAUGUCCAAGUGAAACUGAACUAACUUCGGCCUAUGUGUAUUUCCUGAAAAAUAAUAUUGAUCAAUGUUAAUAAACACUCCUGACACUACAUUAGCAGUUUGCAAGGCUGCAAACUAAUUGUCUCAUUGUAAUGUUGAAAUAAUUUGGAUAUUUCACAUUGAAAUGGAAAGCCCUUCCCUGGAACAUUUUAGAUUUGCAUUUUAAAUGCAUGAAAUGUAAUUGAUUUUUAUCUGUAAUAUUUUAAAUGGUAUUAAUAAACUCCAGAUA
This is a messenger RNA of Melopsittacus undulatus (budgerigar), 3149 nucleotides long. It is a transcript of the gene SP8, whose product is annotated as Sp8 transcription factor. Gene Ontology annotation, molecular function: DNA-binding transcription factor activity, RNA polymerase II-specific; RNA polymerase II cis-regulatory region sequence-specific DNA binding. The transcript is spliced from 2 exons. Lineage: Eukaryota; Metazoa; Chordata; Aves; Psittaciformes; Psittaculidae. The record is from RefSeq and is a predicted model, not a curated record. Bases 62 to 1555 code for a protein of 497 amino acids. Gene Ontology annotation, biological process: regulation of transcription by RNA polymerase II.